Molecule: messenger RNA, 836 nt
Organism: Alternaria rosae
Lineage: Eukaryota; Fungi; Ascomycota; Dothideomycetes; Pleosporales; Pleosporaceae
Exons: 3
Coding region: 315-701 (128 amino acids)
Source: RefSeq, a predicted model, not a curated record
UUGAACCCCUGCAGUUAAUCCCAGACCCUGCGCGCGUUCACACCAAAACCUGCUCCCUACCCCAGCCUCACUCCCAAUCCAGCCCAUGACGUCAUACGCCCGAACCUACACCACCAAGGCACGCGGCCAUGCAUACAAAGGAUGCGCACCACUUUCAUCCGCGGAGUGUCCUCCGUUACCAACCUCUAAUAUUCCUCUUCUUGAAAAGAAUCAAUAAAGCAUAUACCCCAAUUUGCGAGUCGCGAUACCCGUUAUACCUACCACCAGCGCAUCCCAAAUACAGCUGAAAAAGACAGGACGGGUAAUUCUUCAACAUGACACAAGCCGUAUCCAAACAAGAUACCUCAGCGCAGCAAGUACAGCAGCAGCGUCAAGGCGCGGGAAGUAGAGAGGUGCAGGAACAUCAUGCUAGUGCGAAUGCUUCUGCCGGUCUGAACCUCAACCUCUUCGGCGCCCUCUCCGGCGCCUUCUCCUCCAAGCAAAAGAAGACUACGCAUCAGAACGCUGAUGGAUCGAGUGUGACGGAGGAGGAUAGGCAUGAUAAAGGUACCGCAAGUGCAGCAGCCGGCGGUAGAGGAAGUGCAUAUGCGGCGGGUAAUGCACAGCAGAGUAGUUUGAAAGCGAAGGAGAGUGGGGUGGGGCAGGAGAGUAGCCAGGGGAAGAAAGUGGAAAAGGUUGAUCAUUUGGGGAUUGAGGGGUAGGAAGGGAAGGAUGGGAAGACGGAUAGAGGUGGUGAUGUUGAAAUGCUUCAAGGAUAAGAUAAUACUAGACGUCGAGUGGCUAUGAUUAUGACUACAUUAAACUAUCCAAAACGCGUGGAUGCUAGACGUGACAAC